AGGGCAUCAAGGUCCCAGGCGGGAGCCAUGCGCUGGAGUCUAAGAAAGCCAUACGCUUCAUCCCCGUGUCGACGAUUGAUGAUGUCGCCAACACUCCAGAGGGUGCUGGCUUCCACCCCACCUUCACACACCAGAUGUUUGGCGACGAGGAAGAGAUUUCGGGCUACACCCACGCCUCGGUUAAGGUGUGCACGCGUGUGAUGCUCUGA
Messenger RNA from Sphaeroforma arctica JP610, 209 nucleotides. RefSeq lists its product as hypothetical. The annotation marks the transcript as partial. Lineage: Eukaryota; Ichthyosporea; Ichthyophonida. The transcript has 2 exons. The record is from RefSeq and is a predicted model, not a curated record. Gene Ontology annotation, biological process: chromatin organization.